Musca vetustissima is the source of this 1883-nucleotide messenger RNA. RefSeq lists its product as uncharacterized. The record is from RefSeq and is a predicted model, not a curated record. Lineage: Eukaryota; Metazoa; Arthropoda; Insecta; Diptera; Muscidae. The coding region runs from base 5 to 1816 and encodes 603 amino acids. The transcript has 8 exons.
UAAAAUGCUUGCGGGAGAUCAAGUAGAGGAACAAAGUACAAAAGUUCUCGAAUUGCGUGCAGCCAUUGAAGUUCAACAGGACUUGGCUGUAACAAGUACACUACAAACGGAAAUUGUUUGGGAUGUAUUGGGUCCAGAUCAAGGAGAUGUUUUGUGCAAAAAAUUGGAAUAUAUGUUUCCGGAUGACAGAACGGUUUAUGCAUCCAAACAAGACAUACGCAGAGCACGAAGACACAAUGUUAACGUCAAAGAAAUCCGAGCUAAAUUGUUUCAAAAUAUUUGGCAACAGAGAAAAUAUACAAAUGGCGUUCUAUUACACUCUAUUAUUUACGUAAUAGUGACAUCAGAUACUGAUGUAGAGAAUGCAAAAUUGUCGCAUAAUUAUUCCAUACAUCCCAUAUUUCGUACGAGACGAUGUCUAAAUUCGAACAGCAGUUCGGGCUGCUGUAUGAUAUUUAUAGACGAGCAGUCUCGUAUAUAUAAAAAUUGGAAUGAUUUUGUAAAAAAUAAUGAAUUACCUAUUGGCGUUAUGGUUGCACCAGCUAAUGGAUGCUAUAGCUUGGACGAUAACAACAUGGUGCAAUUAGAGUGUUGCCUUACACCUGCGUAUCAUAGAAAAAGCCUAGCAAAAAUGGAUGCCGUAUUCUCUGCGGUGUCUGCAGUGGGUCAGGCUACUACUUUGGUUCAUCCGAUAUUUUCGCUAUUGACCAUUGGUGCUAAGACCUAUGAGACAUUACGUGAUUAUCAGAGGAUGUCCGAUAAAGUUAGUCAUGGUACGGCAACUAAAACUUCGGCCAACUUGAAUUUAAGCGGAAAUGUCAUUUGUUUGACAUCGUCUGUUGCAACUUUGGGUGCUUACAUGGUUGUUCCGAAUGGUGGAGCACUUUCUUUUACAGCAAACAUGUCAAUUCAGGCGGUAAAUAGCGCAGCAACAUUAAUAAAUUGUACCAAAUUUAUUUUGACAACCUAUGACAUAUUCACGCGUUAUUUCAGAGAUGAAGCUGAUCUACAAUUUAGCGAUCUUAUGGCAUUCGGUUCUUCAUUAUUGUUAUUAACAAAUUCCGUAAACAAUAUGGUAAUAACAUCACAGUUGGGAAAUAUUGGUGGAAAUUCAUUGCGAAGCUUGUUGCAAACUAAUAUUAAAGCUGGUCUUUCAUUAGUUGCAGAAGAAGCUAUCCGUUUUACAACACAAAACGGCAAUAAGUUUGAUCUCUUACGUCUGGUCAAUGAUAUACCAUACAAAGAUAUUUUACGCACAAUGCAUACCAUUUGUGAAAAUCUGACACCAACUGGUUUCCUAACAACAAUCUCAGCUAUUGGUACAGUGGUUCUUGAAAUGUCACCUGGUCUAGCAGUUGAAGUAACAAAUAAAGAGAUAACGCAACUUAAUUUUAUUGAGUUGGCCAAAGUCUAUGGUUCGAAGUUUGUCAAACAUAUUGCAAAUUCGAACAAUCUCAUUGAUGUCCUCAAUGGAAUGGGCAUUUAUUUUUCAGAGGCAGUUAUACAACUGAUAUUCAAUCAAACGCGUCUAUUUGUCAAUACCUGCGUCGAUGUUAUCGACGAACAGCAGAACACAUUCCUAACAACGGAAAUGAUCCUAUUUAAAAUGUUUACGUUUGCGGUGAAAAACUAUACGAAUUUGAGCUAUGAAUAUUUGGAUAAUAAGAGGGAUGAACUAAUACAGGGUGUCGCAGAAUAUUUCCAGUCAUUGAAUCCGAUACCGCCAUUAUCAUCGUCGUCGUCAUCGGAUACGGAGAGCGGUUCUAAACGCAAUUGUGAUGUUUGUGGUGGUUAUUAUUAUUUAGUCGAAUUAUAAUUGAAUAGAGGAGGAAGAUGUUAAUGGAUUGUGAUUGUCAAUAUUUUCUUUUCUUUUUUCUUCAGUU